CCUUUCCUCCGCUUAGCUCAGCUUAGCUUCGCCACCAUCUCCUGCCGACGUACAACGGUCCUUUCCACAGCGUCUUACUGACCGACUGACUGACUUACUUUCGGGCUUCCAUCCAGUCCUCGACGUCUGACUCCCUGACUCUCUCUCUUUCUCUUUCUCUCGCUCGCUAGCGGAGCGAUCUACCACGUCCAACAACUCUCCGCCAAUCCACCACGGAGCUACCACGGAGACACGACCGCGGCGUGGUUGAGUCGGCCCCGAGGCGGAGUCCAAGGCUAUGGCCUUACGCCAGCGGAUUUGAUGCGAAAGAGGGCCAAAUGGCUUUGGAUGAAGUGCAGCCCGCAGGAGAAUCUCAGUACCGGAGCUCGUCCAUGGAAUGAAUUAUAGUUUAUGGGGAUAGAACAAAGGGCUUUUCCCCGUACCCCGUCGGGAUCCAGGCCUGCAGCAAUCAACGCCACAAUCGCAGCGAGGCGAACGACGCCCAUCAUUGGAUUCCCGACGGACUCCGUUUAGGUGAUGAACUGGAGAGAGAUGGAUGGACCACUUCUGCGAGAAAACCCCUCGUACGUCACGGGACCGUGGCAUUCGCCACGCAGCAGCAGCAGCAGCUCGUAGGAAUCCAAAGAUUAGCGCGAAUUAAUGCUCUCGCCUCUCCCGCACCCCGGGACACCUUUUCAUCCUGCCACCGAUCACUGUCACAAGGAACGGCCUCGCGGCCGCAUCUUUCGUCUUUCUUUCGGCCUCCUCCGCAGCGAGGGCGACCUUUGCUCUCAAUCAGUCUCGUCGAACAGCUUCCAGAUCGGCGAGGCCGUUAGUAUGCGCAACUUGGUACGCCGCUGUACGAAAUGCAGUCCCGCCGCACCAAGAAGAAGCCGAGAGCACGUAUUUCGCAAUCUUGUGCAUUUCGCUCUCACGCCCCAGAGGAGAGGACCCUCAAUUUGCGGUGGGGACUUCUUCCUGCGCAGGACAAGCUCCCUCGCGAACUGUGGUGAAAUGACUUUCUUCUCUGGCUGCUCUCUGUCCUUCGAGAUGCAUCGAUCCAUUUGGGCGGAAUGUUGCACCCGGGAAUGUACAGUGGUAGAAGCGGGAGUCGUUGGGGGGCACUUGGCUGCAAGGUCUCGGUCGACGGCAGAAUCGAGGCUCGAGAGGGCACUCGCACAGCCAGAGAGAACCGUUGGCUUAAUACGAGCACAUGCAGGCCUUAUGUGCCGAAAAAAAUAAUAAACGGUCAAAAGGGUUAGUUGGCACUGGAGAGGAUGGAUACGGUCAAGCGAAAAAGAGAUGGCCUCGCAGUGGCGGACACACACAUAUUUUGUUGCGUUGUAGAUGCCAGUCGAUGCGAGCAAGUGGAAGGUUUUAUGCCCAACGGUAUGUUGAUGAAAAGGAGUUGGCGAGGUAUGUCUCACAAAGUGUACCCAAACCAACUUCGUGAAUCAAUCUCUCUCUCUCUCUCUCUCUCUCUCUCUCUCUCUCUCUCUCUCAUGCUCAUGUGUUCGGGCUGGCGGUUUGUUUGAGUUGGCUGGCGAAAGGAUGUAGUCUGGGUUUUAUGCAACCAGAAGAUCAUGGGAUACCAUCAACAUAUUCCUCUCUUCGCAUGUGAUGUCCUCUCCUAUCCUCAAGUGAUGGAUUGACGAUGUUAUGCUGGUGCUGUGUUACAUCAUCCCCCAUCACCGCGACAUGGAUAUCCUCUAACACUUGUUCCUCUCCUCCGAUUGCUCGACAUCCCAAUUAUUUAUAAAAAAACGCGACAUUGUUGACAGAAAUCCGGAUCGAAAAAUAACAUAUUGGACGGA
Molecule: messenger RNA, 1793 nt
Organism: Marchantia polymorpha subsp. ruderalis
Lineage: Eukaryota; Viridiplantae; Streptophyta; Marchantiopsida; Marchantiales; Marchantiaceae
Source: the annotation of a GenBank genome assembly